This is a messenger RNA of Colletotrichum phormii, 2103 nucleotides long. RefSeq lists its product as uncharacterized. The coding region runs from base 1 to 2103 and encodes 700 amino acids. The record is from RefSeq and is a predicted model, not a curated record. Lineage: Eukaryota; Fungi; Ascomycota; Sordariomycetes; Glomerellales; Glomerellaceae. The transcript has 5 exons.
AUGAUCAGUGAUGGACCGCCCCUUGCAACUUUCUUGUCCCAGUUGCGCGCAAUCCCCACACUUGCCCAGGUGGUGGAAUACUCCAAUGUGUUGACGCCCGUGUAUUCACAAAUCGCCGCGUCCAAGUACCAAGGUGCCCGCCCACCCAUUUCCACAACUUCACCUUCUGGCUCGCGAACCUCUUUUCUCUUCCACCUGCCACCUUCAUCAGCACAUGUUACCAUUACGUUUGGUACCUACGCAGAAACUCGCUCCCUGACUGCCUUCUUACAGUCCUCCGGCAUCAUCGCAAGGACAUGGAGAGACCCUCUCCGUUCGAGGCCAUUCGAAACGCAUCUAACCAAGGAGGACACAGAGAUUUCGAUAACUCUUCCCUCUGUGGCAGAAAGCAAUCAAGCCGUCAGUAUGGACGCACAACCCAAAUCAUCCCACGACGCAGAAAUGGUGCAGAUGCCCAUGCAAGCCUUUCAUCGAUUCCCUGCACUGCCGACUGAGAUACAAAGAUUCAUCAUCAAGGCUGUGGCCAGCAAGCACUACAGUCCCCCAAUCUCCGAUCCUAUACAGAGCACAUGUCCCAACCUCCGGCCUAAAGGUGGGCGUCGCCGCGAGGCUCAGGCUACUCUUGCCAACGCGUGCUUGGUCUCGAAGCAUUUAAAAGCCCUAGCACAACCUCUGCUCUAUAGACAUUUUUGUCUUUCCAUAUCGUGGCCCUCAAAAAAUCUCAAGUUCUGUAGCAAAGAUUUCUUAGCCCUCGCCAACUUUGUUGCCACCAUCAACGAUAAACCAAUCCUCGCCAACAUGGUCCGUGAAGUCGAGAUUAUCGAGAAUCGCAUUUCAGAAUCAGUUGAUGAUUCCAGUGCCUUUGGUCCGAUUCCCACAGAUCUCAAAGCUCGUCUCCACGAAGUUGAAGCCGACGGCCACAAGUUCGACUCGACUCGCUUUAUCAAAGACAUGGGCCCCGCAGCACUAUGUGCCUUGAUCCAGAUUCUUGUCCUCAAAGCUCGCAAGAUUGAACUGCUCAAGCUGGUGUUGCUCAAUGAAACCGACACGGUUGUCUGGCGGCCGCUGCUCGAACAUAUCAUCUGGGUCCGAGAACAAGCACAUGGCCGGGCAUGGAACUUGCCGAACCUCGAGGGAUUUCGCAUCAAGCACAGUGACGAUGACAACGAUGACCAUUGGGAACACAAAGACGGGAUGUCACUAUCCAAUCCCAUUGUGGCCAAAGAGUUGAUGAUUCCUUUGUCCAGCCCCAAUCUUGAGGAGUUUUGUUUUGAUCGAUGCGAUGCGGUCGACUCACAAUUACCUGUGCUGAAGAAGCUCAGAUAUCUUGGUGCCCAGAACGUCUUCCUCAAAUACAAAGAGCUGGAAAGUAUCUUGAAAAUGAGUAGCAACCUGGAGAUCUUCUCUUAUUACUCAGCCUCUUUAGUAGAUACGUGGAGAGAAAGAAACGUCUACAACUUCCAAGAGAGCGAAGCAUGGGGCACCGAAGCCUGCCCCUAUGAGGUCACACCCAGAGAGAUGUCGAUCCUGUUGCUAAGACACAAGAAGACACUCCGCACCAUUCACAUUUUUCGACGCAGCUUCGAACUUGACGAAGAGCCUACCAUCUUGUCGCUGACUCGCUUCAAGGAACUCAAGUACCUUCUUCUUUGGGGCAAUGGCCUCUUAAACCCGUACAGCCCGACGUACUACCCCAGUGGUGUAUAUCGGCAUAGCGUUCUCCAACCCAUUCUUCCUGAGAAAAUUGUGAGCGUCACGAGCAACGACUUCAAGUAUUUCGACAUUCUCAACCUAAGCGCCGAGCUUGAGAAUGGAGAACAACCCUGCCUAAGAAAUCUGUGGAUUCCGAAUUGGCCAGACAUGGAACUUUCAGCAGCAGAAGAGAGAUAUGCGGACCCAAUUCUACCCUUUGGACAUGCUCUGGUGGCCAGGAACAUCAGAUGUGGACCGAUACAGAGCCAAGCUUCCGCCGCUUCGAGAUUCAAAAGUUGUACCCCAGGCAAACAGGAUGACAACAGCAAUUCAGUCUACUGCUGCCCUGGAGACGGGCUACCGCUACUGGACCAACUUUUUUCGAACAUUGGUGAAGAUUACGCUGGAUGA